Mastomys coucha (southern multimammate mouse) is the source of this 1859-nucleotide messenger RNA. It is a transcript of the gene Tgds, whose product is annotated as TDP-glucose 4,6-dehydratase. Lineage: Eukaryota; Metazoa; Chordata; Mammalia; Rodentia; Muridae. Gene Ontology annotation, molecular function: dTDP-glucose 4,6-dehydratase activity. Bases 28 to 1248 code for a protein of 406 amino acids. Gene Ontology annotation, biological process: nucleotide-sugar metabolic process. The transcript has 12 exons. The record is from RefSeq and is a predicted model, not a curated record.
UCCGGCACUGGCGCUGCUGAGCUGAAGAUGUCGGCGGCGAGCCGGGAGGAGCGCUCUGGUCCUCCCGGCGGCUUCGCGAAGCGGGUCCUGGUGACCGGGGGUGCUGGUUUCAUUGCAUCCCAUGUGAUUGUCUCCUUAGUAGAAGAUUAUCCCAACUAUAUGAUCAUAAAUUUAGACAAGCUGGAUUACUGUGCAAGCUUGAAGAAUCUGGAACCUGUCUCUAACAAGCAAAACUACAAGUUUAUACAGGGUGACAUUUGUGACUCUCACUUUGUGAAGCUGCUGUUUGAAGUAGAGAAAAUAGAUUUGGUACUACAUUUUGCUGCACAGACACACGUAGAUCUUUCAUUUGUCCGUGCCUUUGAGUUUACGUACGUCAAUGUUUAUGGUACUCAUGUUUUGGUAAAUGCUGCUUAUGAAGCCAGAGUGGAGAAAUUUAUUUACGUCAGCACAGACGAAGUGUAUGGAGGCAGUCUGGAUCAGGAGUUUGAUGAAUCCUCACCCAAACAGCCUACAAACCCUUACGCGUCAUCAAAAGCAGCUGCUGAGUGCUUUGUGCAGUCCUACUGGGAACGAUACAAGUUCCCAGUUGUCAUCACAAGAAGCAGCAAUGUCUAUGGACCACAUCAGUAUCCAGAAAAGGUUAUUCCAAAAUUCAUAUCUUUGCUGCAGCACGACAGGAAGUGGUAUGUUGUUUACUUCUGCAUUCAUGUCCGCACUCUGCAUACAGUGCUCAGUAUAACCUGGAGCCACAGAGGCCAUGGGCUCAGCGUCCUGCAGCUCAGGAACGCUUUCUCCACUCCAUGUGGUGUUUUCAUAACUAAAGUGCGUCCUCAGGACUGUAUCCACGGGUCAGGGCUUCAGAGGAGACACUUCCUCUAUGCCGCUGACGUGGUGGAAGCCUUCCUCACAGUCCUCACAAAGGGAGAGCCAGGCGAGAUUUACAACAUCGGGACCAGCUUUGAGAUGUCAGUCGUCCAGCUUGCCAGAGAACUGAUCCAGCUGAUCAAAGAGACCAAUUCAGAGUCGGAAACGGAGAGGUGGGUGGACUACGUGAGUGACAGACCUCACAAUGACAUGAGAUAUCCAAUGAAGUCUGAAAAAAUUCACAGUUUAGGAUGGAAGCCCAAAGUGCCAUGGGAAGAAGGAAUAAAGAAGACAGUCGAGUGGUACCGAAAGAAUUUUCACAACUGGAAGAAUGCAGAAGAGGCGUUAGAACCCUUUCCAGUCCGGCCACCAUUCAUGUAACUGCCAGUUGCAGAGGACGCCAUCCUACCUCAGCUGGUGAUUUGAAUCAGUCACAUCACCUAAAUGAAGUGCCAUCUUCUCUCCUGGGCUGAGCAUGAUGCCCUCAGCACUGGAUGGGAUGUAGAGUCUUCAGCAGUGUCAGUGUUGGUCCAGAAGUCACUGUGCAGAUUCCCUUGGCAAGACUCCUAGAUGUUAGUCCAGCAGAAGCCUUAGAUGUGGGCAGGACAGGGCCCUGGCUCUGAAAACAAAGGCAGCAAGUGGUAUUUGGGGAUGGCAACCUGGGCUGCUUUAGACUUCUGCUGGCUCCCAGCCUUCCCCAGUACCGGGUGGUCUCAGAUUUUCUGUCCUGACUAUAUUUUCUAAGGUCUGAUGAUGUGAAAAUUGAACAAAAUGGAAGACUAUCUAGCACUUUUAAACUUUUGAUAAUUGUGUAAAAUUAAGUUAAAUGGAUUUGAAAGAUAAAAUGUAAAUUUCUUACAUUUUUGAAAUGAGUUGUUGAUUUUAUAUAACCUGUAUCAGAAGUUUUAUCAUGUAUCUACAAUUUACAAUAGUUUUAUUUAUGAAAGUGUCAAUAUAUUUUAAUAUAUUAAAUGCAGAUUCUGGCUUUUUUA